CUCUCGACAGCGCCCAGCUUCCUCCCUCCCCAGUGGGUACAAAGCUGCUCUAAACAACUAAAGAAAUGGCUGUCGUCAGUGGAACGUUCCGCAUGGUGUCGGAAGAAGAGCAGGCUCUCAGGGCCAAGCUGGAGCGCCUCACGGUCAAGGACCACGGUCCCGUGUUCGGACCCUGCGCCAAACUGCCUGACCACACCGUGCAGAAGGCCAAGGAUGAGCUGAACGAGACAGACGAAAAGCGGGCGUUGGCAGUCAAGGAGCUGAGGGGAAUCAUCAAGGAGAAGGCAGAGGCUGAGGACGACCUGGCCAAAGGGGUGCUGGAAACCUUUGGAGAGAAGCCCGACGGCAUGCUGGUCCGCUUCAUUCGAGCCAGGAAAUACGACGUGCCCCGAGCCUUCGACCUAAUGAAGGGAUACGUGCGCUUCAGGAGGGAUUACCCGGAGUUGUUCGAAAACCUGACCCCGGAGGCUGUCCGCAGCACCAUCGAGGCCGGCUACCCAGGCAUCCUGUCCAGCAGAGACAAGUACGGCCGCAUCGUUCUGCUCUUCAACAUCGAGAACUGGGAUUACGAAGAGAUCACCUUCGAUGAGAUCUUGCGUGCCUACUGUGUAAUCCUGGAGAGCCUGCUGGAGAACGAGGAGACUCAGAUCAACGGUUUCUGCAUCAUUGAGAACUUCAAGGGCUUCACCAUGCAGCAGGCCUCAGGCAUCAAACCCACUGAGCUCAAGAAGAUGGUGGACAUGUUGCAGGACUCCUUCCCUGCCCGUUUCAAGGCUGUCCACUUCAUCCACCAACCCUGGUACUUCACCACCACCUACAACGUGGUCAAGCCCCUCAUGAAGGGCAAGCUGCUGGAGAGAGUGUUUGUCCACGGAGACGAGCUGGACAACUACUACAAGGAGUUUGACGCGGACAUCCUGCCCUCCGAGUUCGACGGCAAGAACUCCAAGUACGACGGCAAAGCCAUAGCAGCCAAGCUGUUCGACUGAACACCCCUCUUCCCCAUCUAGACACACACAUCGCCAGACAGACUCUGGAGAAAGAAAAAAAAUGAAAUAAAAAGCAUAAGUGUGGCUUUAGAAAACUGUGUGAAAAAAGGGGUGUGGCUUUGUUUUCCAGCGGUUUUGAAGUAUUAAUACACCUUACAAAAGCACUCCCAACAGCACAGAGACUAUACAUGCCUGGCUCAGGCCUUAUGUUGGGUUACUUAACAGCCCUAACCAUCGAGCUUUUCUCUGUGCUGUGGGGAUGUGCUUUGUGUUAACCCCAUCUCUGACCCAGACAGCUAGUACUAGUUAAACCUGGCAGGAUCCAGUUUGCUCUAUCCACCUCACGGUGAUAGAAGGCCAGGAAUCCAAAAAGUCCCUGUCUCCAUUUGUUUGUGCUUGGAGAAGAACGAGCGGUUUAAUUCUCUGAAUUGCUGCAGAGGCAUGAGCACGUCACCACUGUGUGUACAAUAAACUGUAUAUAAUUAAAGAUGACAAAUCGGUUCACCUUGGCUUGUAGAAUCUUUGGAAAACACAAAACAUAGGUUAGCAAGGAAUACACAAUAAAUGCAGAGAAAUCUACAACAAAAUAAUAUAUUUCAAGGAUACAAGUUCAA
Molecule: messenger RNA, 1603 nt
Organism: Salvelinus fontinalis (brook trout)
Lineage: Eukaryota; Metazoa; Chordata; Actinopteri; Salmoniformes; Salmonidae
Product: retinaldehyde-binding protein 1-like
Exons: 8
Coding region: 66-989 (307 amino acids)
Cellular component (GO): membrane
Molecular function (GO): phosphatidylinositol bisphosphate binding
Source: RefSeq, a predicted model, not a curated record